Messenger RNA from Chanos chanos (milkfish), 2424 nucleotides. Its product is annotated as protocadherin beta-16-like. Gene Ontology annotation, biological process: homophilic cell-cell adhesion. Gene Ontology annotation, molecular function: calcium ion binding. Lineage: Eukaryota; Metazoa; Chordata; Actinopteri; Gonorynchiformes; Chanidae. Gene Ontology annotation, cellular component: plasma membrane. The record is from RefSeq and is a predicted model, not a curated record. Bases 1 to 2424 code for a protein of 807 amino acids. The transcript is spliced from 2 exons.
AUGGAAUGCAAAGGAUUCUCUUCCUUGGUGAUCUGCAUGGCGACUUUUCUCUCCGUCGUCUCGGUCAGUAAUGGGGAUAUGAGCUACUCUAUUGCAGAGGAGACGAAGCUCGGAUUUGUGGUUGGAAACAUUGCAAAAGACAUCGGAAUCUCUAAAAAAGCAAUGCAGACACGCAGAGCUCGCCUGAAUACCGUGGGCAGCCGUAAACGAUACUGUGACAUUAACUUGGAGACUGGGGACCUGUUCGUCGCAGAGAGGAUAGACAGGGAACAGCUCUGUGGGCCGAGAGCGUCUUGCAAUUUAAAUUUUGAAAUGGUUCUGGAAAAUCCUUUGGAAUUACACCGCAUUUCUGUUCACAUAGUGGACAUCAAUGAUAAUUCGCCCAUGUUUGCUACAGAUAUAAUUAAAUUUGAGAUCAGCGAGUCGACUGAGAAAGGUGCUCGUUUUGCUAUCGACGAAGCUCACGAUGCAGAUAUCGGAGCAAAUGAUGUUCAAAAUUAUUCAUUAGAGAAGAACGACUAUUUUGUUCUCGAUGUGCAUAGUAAUAACGGUAAAGAGAAAUAUGGCGAGUUAGUACUAGAAAAAAAGCUGGAUCGUGAGCAGCAGCGGGAAAUCAAAUUAACACUCACCGCUAGUGAUGGUGGGAUUCCACAGAGGUCUGGUACUGUAGUUAUACACGUCGUUGUGCUUGAUGCUAAUGAUAAUACUCCAGUUUUUAGUCAGUCUGCUUAUAGAGUCAGUUUGCCUGAAAACAGCCCUAUCGGAACAGAAGUGGUUAAAGUAAAUGCCACUGAUGCAGACGAAGGAGCAAACGGCCAGGUUACCUAUGACUUUGUCCGAAUAUCCGAGGAUCUAAGUAAAUUGUUUAGUCUAGAUCACAAUACCGGAAGUAUACAGUUAAGCGGUCAUCUGGAUUUUGAAGAGGAAGUGUCGUACGACUUGAGAAUUCGAGCAAAAGACGCGUUUGGGCUUGCUUCGUUUACUAGCGUUAUUGUGGACGUCGUUGAUGUUAAUGACAAUGCUCCUCAAAUAUCCUUUCAGUCAGGAACCCACUACAUUGCCGAAAAUGCUCCACCUGGUUCAGAGGUGGGAAUAAUAAAUUUGCAAGACAAAGACUCGGGUGCAAACGGCCGGGUGCAUUGUUCCAUUCAGUCCAACGUUCCUUUCAAACUGAACCCGUCAAUAAAGAACUAUUACUCCCUCCUAACUACAGCUGAGCUUGACCGUGAACGAAUACCAGAGUAUAAUUUAACCAUCACUGCUACUGAUGAAGGAAUGCCACCGCUCUCUUCGUUUCAGACAAUUCAUUUAUUGCUGUCAGAUGUUAAUGACAAUCCACCUACAUUUGAAAAGCAAUCAUACAGCGCGUACGUGACAGAGAACAAUAAACCAGGAACCUCCAUGUGGACCCCUGUAUGUUCUGUCUUAGCGAGAGAUCCAGACUGGAGACAGAACGGAACAGUGCUUUAUGCUCUGUUGCCCAGUGGAGUCAGUGGCGUUCCUGUGUCCUCUUAUUUAUCCAUUAAUGCAGAAACUGGGGUCAUUCAGGCUUUGAGGUCCUUUGACUAUGAGCAUUUCAGAAACCUAGAAGUCCAAAUUGUAGCAACAGACAACGGCUCUCCUCCUCUGAGCAGGAAUGUGACUCUGAGUGUUUUCAUAACAGAUGAAAAUGACAACUCUCCACAGAUUUUGUACCCUGCUCCAGAUGGGAAAUCUGUCAUAACUGAGAUUAUUCCCAGAACUGCACUCUCAGGCGCUCUGCUUUCCAAGGUGAUAGCUGUGGAUGAUGACUCUGGACAGAAUGCCUGGCUCUCAUAUGAAAUUGUGAGGUCUACUGAUCCCGGGCUGUUCACUAUUGGACGGCAUAGUGGAGAGAUUAGGGCUCAAAGGGACAUUUCUGAGUCAGAUAACUUGAGGCAAAAUCUCAUCAUUUCAGUUAAAGACAAUGGACUGCCCUCUCUUUCUUCAUCUUGCGUAGUCUAUCUAUUGCUAUCAGAUAACUUAUCUGAAGUGCCAGAACUGAAGGACACUACUGAGGAAAACAGUACAAAACUAACGUUUUAUCUGAUCAUUGCUUUGGUCUUGGUUUCAACCUUCUUCCUGACUUUUAUUAUUCUUAUUUUGACCUUGAAGUUUUGUCAUUGGAGAAAGCCCAGACUGUUUUUUGAUGGAGCUGUGGCUAUUCCCAGCGCAUAUUAUCCUCCCAACUAUGCUGAAGCGGAGGGAGCAGGAACUCUCCGAAGUUCUCACAACUAUGAUUCCUAUUUAACAACAGGUUCUCGUACAAGUGACUUCAAGUUUGUCAGAUCUUACAAUGAGAACACACUGCGUACUAGUAACACAUUGGAAACUUGCCAGAAUAAUGCUGUCCAGGCAGCUAUGAUUACUCCUAAUAGAGAGGAUGCAGAUGAGGUAAGGUACUAA